UUCGUUUGAGAUUUUGCGGGGCGCUGACUGUUAGGUUCUGUUUGUGCCGCUCUCGUUGGAAGUGUUUGCUGCUUCAAAGGACGUUCGAAUUACGUGCACUUUUCAGUUGUGUCAACAAGAUCAUGGCAAUUCAUUUUAGGCCUCGGCCUUACGUUAACACGCACACCUGGGCGCCCCUGUGGCUAGCGCUACUUAUGAGUGGCGGCUCGUCUGCUGUUGCUGCUCUUCGUAUGUGUUGGCGCCCGUUGUCCUCGUCUUCAUUGUGGACAGAACUGGCUCUCAAUGUAGGCAUCAUCAUGAACGCAGUGCUUGUUUUGUAGAAAAGAGCUGCGAACAUGUUACUAUUUAAAUACAAAGCACCUGCUGGUCAACGUUGCCGUUGAGCUUAUCAAACCAUGCUCGCGGCCCAUCGUCAUGCAAGUUUUCGUGGGCGAGAGAAUUGUCCCUGAUAGACCAUUGCAUGGCUCUGCUCCUUACCGUUCAGGCAGUUUCUUUAUCUUUUAAUGAACAGUGUGGCAGACAAAAUAAAGCUGGGUGCAUUCAAUCUCCGUCCAAUUCUUACUGUCAUUUCCGAUGUACUUUUCAUCGUGUAUUGUACCUCAUUCUCGCCAAAUGUAAUGCAGUGCGGUUUGAAAUUAUAAUCUGUAUUUCUUACUCUAUAUACGUUUCUCGCACUUCACUCCAUAAUGCUUGUCUAUAAAUUUCUGCAACUGUCAAACGUGAGCAGACAAAACAUUUGUGCACAAUGUGUCAGCGUUCGUCAAAGCAUGUGUGAUGAUGGUUGUUGACUUGAGUGGUAGUGGCGCGUACCCAUAGUGGGGAUUAGCACUUAGCAGCGUAACAUUAUAGGAAUUCUUACGUAGCGUCACAGUGCGCGUUUUAAGUACGAGAUGCCUGGAAGUGUAAGCAGAUGUGGAGGAUGGCGGACGACAUUCCAUCAUCAUUUCAACUGACAGUGAAUGCAGGGGACAGCCUGCCAGGGCUGGUACUGGUGGACCAGAUGACGGAACAGGCUGGUAGCCCACCACUGCGGUUGGUGCCUGUUGGAGGUGGCCAGUUCCUGCUGGCCAAAAUGGCUGGCCUGCCCCCUGAUGAGGAGAACAGCCUGGCUGGUGGCACCACUGCGCAAGAUGACUUGGCAAGACAACUGGCAGAGCUGCAGGCUGAGGUUCUGCAGAGGCUAGAGGGGAUUUCCAGCAAGCUGAGUGCAGUAGAGACCCGCUACACCACUCUUGGUGACAAGAUCCACAAUCUGACAGCAAUGUUAAGCACACCAACACCUGCUGCAAGCUCCGCCAGCACACCCUCAAGUGACACGAGGUCCAGUGGGCCAGUUUGUGUACCAUCGCCAGCUGGUGGAACUGUGGAAGACUACCCAAAUGGUUCCUGGCUUGGGAAUCCAGGAGACCCAGAUAUGCGAGUUCGUGUACCAGUCUCACCGCAGGAUUUGGAGAUGCUCAACCGCACCUGCACCACCCCAGAAAAGAUGGCCUUAACACUACUUGACUUUCUUUUUGACCGGGAGGUGCAGGCUAGCUCAAACAUUUCUGGCACUGGGCGUCAUGGAAAACGACAACUGGACCCACUUCGCAUCUUCGCAAUAAAAUGUCAUCUAGUACACCACUUCUCCAUCAGUGACCAUGACUGGCAUCGUAUCAAACAAAAUAUGGACUCCAAAUGCCGCACAGCUUUCAGGCGCAAAAAUAGAGGAAUGUCGCUUUCAGUCAAGGCAUUUCGUGACAGGGGAGUAUACCCCACCACAGGUUCAAAUUCUUCACAGUCAGCGGAGGACCCUGCUGAGCAGCUAGCACUUCUCUCUGAAGAUGCUCUGCGUGAUAUCGCCAGCUUACAGCCACAGAUCAUCCGCACCGAGCAUGGGGACAUCCAGGUUGUGCAGGCUACUGCUGAACAGCUUGCACAAAUGGAACGAGACCCACAGAUCCACAUUCUUGCCAGUACAGAAGUACUUAGUGCUGCAGAUAUUGAACAAAAUGAAACUGAAGAGGAUUUGGAGCCCUGACAGUGUUGAAUGAACUGAGAUUCGACAACUGCUUCAUCAACCUUGGUCCCAGGGAGGAAUGAGGUGGGCCACGGAAGGUUGCUUGCAACUGCUAAGCUGCAAGUUCCAGGAGUCUGGCAGUCCACCUCAUGGCUCCACUCGUCCUGCUUGAGCAGACUUGGGUGUUGGAAUAUUCAAACCAAAUAGCAUGUAUCCUCAGGAACACCAAAUGACAUUAGCUGUUUAAAUAGCACUUGAAUAGUUUGGCAUUCAUUUGGUGUUCCUAAGGAUAAGUGGCCAGUCAUGUGAUGUUUAUUCAGCAUGCCCUUUCUGCUCAGCGUUGUUGGCCUUAAUUUUAUUGUUAAUUGUGCUCAUAGCUAGCACAGUGUAAUUUAUCAGUGCCCCAUUUCAUGAACAGCCAAGCAUUUGUGUGGUUCUCCUUGUUAUGCCUGUUGUAAAUAUGUGUACAUAAACAAUGAAAGCACCCAUA
Molecule: messenger RNA, 2489 nt
Organism: Dermacentor andersoni
Lineage: Eukaryota; Metazoa; Arthropoda; Arachnida; Ixodida; Ixodidae
Product: protein BANP-like
Biological process (GO): protein localization to nucleus; negative regulation of protein catabolic process
Molecular function (GO): DNA binding
Source: RefSeq, a predicted model, not a curated record